CCGACCAAAGAGCAGAAGAAUUGGACAGUUUGUCCCACCGGCGUUUUAUUUAGCCGCAGAAGGUCGUAGGCAGUUGGGCGACAUUUGACAUUACUCCACUCCAAAACCAGUCUCAAUAAUUUUACGUGGCUGUCAUUUUAUGACACGAAACGAGGAGUGAUGUGAGUAUUGUUGGAUAGAUAGAAGGACGCGGCUUGACGUCGCGUUUGCUGUCAACAAGCUAACGCUGUGCUAGCUAACGUUCGCUAACGCUAGCGGUGAAUAUUAGUUAAUUGUGUAAGCGACGGGAGACGCAGUUAGACAACGAAGUUCGUCGAAUAGUUUCUCUCAUAGACGAAAAUAAACGCUACGUGUGGUUGUAUCACGCUGGACUGAAGCAGUAGGCUUGGGCCAGAAGCUUAGAACGCACGGCCCCGGUCUCGGACUCGGGCUGAGUCUCUCAAACUCAGGAUCCCUCUUCCUUGAACGGAGCGGCUGGUUUCAUGGCAGCCGCGGCCAGUGCCCGGCGUUUACCCAUGGGUGUGCGGACGUUCAGUGACUUUCUCCAUAUCGCCACUGUGGGAUCACCUCGCUCCUGUCGCACAGCUGUGUCAAGAGAAUGCCUGCGGCAAAAUAUCAGACAUUUGUCGUCAUGUGGCAUUUUGAUGACAAGAUCUCCCAGAGCACUUUGCCUUCAAGACCUGGACACAAUGACAGCUGUUCCCCAAAGCAGAAACUUCAUCAGCCUCACCAACAAAAGGAAGGAAUACUCAGAGCGUAGGAUACUUGGGUUUUCUAUGCAGGAAAUGUAUGAUGUAGUGGCCAAUGUUGAUGAGUACAAGAACUUUGUGCCUUGGUGUACAAAGUCUCAGACCAUCAUGAAAAGAGCAGGCCACUCCAAAGCUCAACUCGAAGUGGGAUUCCCUCCAGUGGUGGAGAGAUACACAUCUAUGAUCACUAGUGUCCGGCCUCAUCUAGUCAAGGCUGUGUGUACAGAUGGAAAGCUGUUCAAUCACUUGGAAACAAUAUGGCGCUUUAGUCCUGGCAUUCCUGGUUACCCUCGCACCUGCACCGUAGACUUUUCUAUAUCCUUUGAGUUCCGAUCACUGCUGCACUCCCAGUUAGCCACCAUGUUCUUCGACGAGGUCGUAAAGCAGAAUGUUGUUGCGUUUGAGAGGAGAGCUUGUAAGAUCUACGGCCCAGAGACUCGCAUCCCACGGGAGCUAAUGUUUCAUGAGGUGCAUCAGACGUGAUCUCAGCAGCUGUAUUGUUUCCAUCUGGCCUUAAAAUAUACCAACAUUCAUACUCUUGAUCCACACAAACCUGCAUGAUGCUGCAUAAUCGCCCCACCACCCGACUUCAAGCCUCUGCCGCCACAUAGACAUCUGCGAGGCUCCUGAAGAUGUUAGACGUCCCAUUGUUUGAUCUCAUUAUGUUGGAAUAUUAAUAAUUCUUGUUAUUGCACCCUCAACAAUAUUUUGCUUAUCUCCCUCCUCCUUGUGUUAAGUCUGUCCUCUUUCUUUCUACCUCUACUGAAGGGUUCUUUGUUUAGCAGAAGGAACCCAUGAUUGGUUUUGCACCAUGGCAGCACUAGUAAUGUAAACAAGGCAGUUUUUUAAUUAUGGCAACACCAUGUCACCAAUGCUUGAGAAGCAAACAAUGUUUUAAAUUAACAGCAAAGUGACACUGAACAAAACCAACUUUUAUUUACUUUUUAAUGAGAGGCACAGAGGCCAUUUGAUCCAGGCAUCAGCUCUUGUCUUGCCGUCAGCACACUGAAACUUUAUCACAAUUGUGUCCAGUUUUUUAGUUCAAUUCAGCACUUUGAUCAGCUGUUAUACCGUUUUAGAAUAACAUUGCUUAUACCACUUGUUUUUUAAUUCAAGAGGAAGUUUUAAUACAUUAUUUGACACAGUAGUGAACCUGGUGCAAAAACAAUAUUUGGUUUAGUAUUUUCUUAUUUUCAGUGGUUAUGUGCAAAUGUGUAUUAUUUUAUUGGAUCCAGAUUAAAUGUGUCAUAUUUGGGAUGUGGAUGUGUUGCCACUGAUUGCUGUGACAAUAUCACUGAAGUGCAACAUGCUGCGAAGGGAAGAAAUUUAAUUUAAGCAUGAGUUAUCGGCUGUGGCCUCAUUUAAACUUGAGUUUUGGGAGAUGUAGCUUUAUCCCAGCUGUUGUGCUGCCAUAGUUGUAUCUUUGGUCAUGGAGAAUUUCUCUGCCAAUCUUAAUAAUGCCUUAUUUUACAGCCCAGCAUGAGUAGAAACCAAGUGAAUAAAAAAAUAAACACGUAGAGGUGGGUAAACUCUGCAUGAAUAGCACCUGAAUUAUUCCACAGAGAAGUUGGAGACUUCUGUGAAAUACUGUGAUAAAAUAUAAUUUAUCAAAAAAAGCAUUGUCACAUUUGAUAAGAGCUUGAGCUUCCAGGUUAUUAGGAGUGUUAACAGUAUGAUCAUAUUAAAUACCAAUUUAAGUGAAGUAAUCUGAUUAGGACACAGUUACAGUAAUCAAAUGGCUCACUGUUGUAAACAGAAAACAUUAGUAAUGAAUAAUAUAAACAUAACAAAAUAUAUAUAUUUCUUUCUGUUUUGUGGUCCAAUGUCUGACGGUCACAAGCAGGAUGUUCCUCCCGUCAUGUACAAUUUCAGUUAUUGGGCUGUAGAAUAAAACAGAAUUUGUAGGUUUCAUGCUUAUUUUUUUUAUUUUUUUUAGAGAGGUUCAACUUUUCAUUAUGAUGCAUGUAUAGACAUGCUCCUGCUGUUUCAUUGUCGGAUUAUGAAUACAUAUUGAGUUAAGAUGAUUGUAUUUGCCAUAUUUAUAGGUAACAGUUCAGAUAGAGGUCGUCCACUGUGUGACCUUCCUCAUUUCAUGCACUUCAUUUCGUCCACAUGCUCCAAAGUCUUGUGCUCCAUCAGGACCCAACUGUGGUUCACUACUUUUAAAUUUGAUCACACUUUAUUUGCUCCGUUAAUAAGGUGAUUUAGAAAUAAAGACAUUUAAUCAGGUGUGCAUGAAGUGUUCAAUCCAAGUGGGGCUGUGAAUCACUGUUACUUAUAAUAUACUUAAUAUAUAGUUGUACCUGUUAAGAUAUUUUAAAUGCCAUUUCAAGUGUUAUAUUUUUAAAAGGUAAAAAAAAGGAUCUAUUUAAUAACUGAAAUCAUAUUGUCAUGCUAUCCAGUAAUCAGGGUUCAAGUUGCAUCCUGAAUUUCCACUCUGUUGAUCUUACUUUCUUUUUUGCCUAUGGGUGUUUUGAUUGUGCUGCACAUAGACUAUUCCAUGCAAAGUUGUAUUACUGUAGGUGCCAACACAGGAGAGUGAGAACAGGUCAAACUGUUGAACCUUAGUUUCACAGUGUAUUUCCACACAAAUAGCCCUAGAUUGAAUAGUUGUGUUCCAGUACGCACACAGACUUUGACAGAAAGAAAAUAUUGCCAUGAUUUUGCAGUCAUCACAUUUUAUUUUGCAAGCUAAAAUGUAUCUUUGUAAAUACUGUGGGUGUAUUUUAAAAUCUUUAUUUAAAUAAAAAAAAACCUAGGUAUGA
Messenger RNA from Solea senegalensis (Senegalese sole), 3514 nucleotides. RefSeq names its product coenzyme Q10A (gene coq10a). Gene Ontology annotation, biological process: cellular respiration; ubiquinone biosynthetic process. Gene Ontology annotation, molecular function: ubiquinone binding. The transcript has 5 exons. Bases 483 to 1232 code for a protein of 249 amino acids. NCBI's taxonomy places the organism in Eukaryota, Metazoa, Chordata, Actinopteri, Pleuronectiformes, Soleidae. Gene Ontology annotation, cellular component: mitochondrion. The record is from RefSeq and is a predicted model, not a curated record.